Molecule: messenger RNA, 2861 nt
Organism: Linum trigynum
Lineage: Eukaryota; Viridiplantae; Streptophyta; Magnoliopsida; Malpighiales; Linaceae
Source: the annotation of a GenBank genome assembly
CUGAAAAAGUGUACCAUGAGAGAAUUACUUCCCUUUAUGCGGUCUAGCCAUGAGGGAUUCUAGAUCAUAAUAAUCCUCCACCACACUUUAGCCAAUAAUGCCUUUUUUAUAAGGGUGAUAUAGAUUUUUUUUUCUUUUUUUGUGAUUAAGGUACAACUUAAGGGAUUCGAACCUGAGACCUCCAAGUUCUAGACUAGUGGUAUUACCACUAGGCCAAGCCCUUGUUCGUGUCUAAUUAAACUGUUCGAAUUCUGGAAACCUACUCCGCCCUCAUGCUUACUCCGACAAAGCGAGCGCCAUGAUACCCAAUGAAAUCUAUUCUAACCAUCCUGCACACCCCACCAAAAUCUAGCCACGUGCAUAUCCAAUUGCCGAUAGAGAGUAACUGGUAUUUUGACCCACGACGUCACAUAAACCGACAAGGUUGUUGCGACUGCUUUUAGCAGAGUUUCCUUACCCACCCAGGACAAAUAGCAUUGCUUCCACCCUUGUAGCUUACUUCACAUUUUCUCCUCCAAGAAGCAAAAAGUUCCAGCCUUGGAGCGGGAUAUCAGCAUAGGCAAGCCCAAGUACGUGUCUUGCACACCCACCGCUCCAACACCCAAAAAUUGUGCAUCGUACACUUCGUCGUUGGUAUGAUUUUGCUUAAGAACACUGCCAAUUUGUUCAAAUUUACUCUUUUACCACUCAACUCUUCAUAUGUUUGAGGUAGGGGUGGCAGUCGGUCGGUUAUCGGUUAAACCGAGCCGUCUCCCAAAGCUGUCGACCGCCGACCGUGAGAAGACGACGGUUAAUCGGCCACCGAUCGACCGAUUUUUCGGAUUUGGUUCGGUUAGCCGUGGUAACCGGAAUGGCAGACAAGAUGGUCUGUUGCAGGCGAGCCGGCGAGUUAAACGAGGUGAUGGUGCAACAGAGGGGCGUGGUCGGGGCGAGGGCGCCAGCAGCAAGCGAAGGCGUCGCCGAUGUCGCGGUUGAUCGGCGGAGGGUUGCUAGAGCCGGCAGGGGAGGGCAACGACGGUGGUUGCUGGAUUUGGGAGGUCGGCGUGGGUCGGCAAGGGAGAGUUGUCGCCUCUCGCUAACUCUCAUCAAUGGCUCGCCAAAGAAAUCCUAAUUCCCCAAAUCUAGAAGCCGGGAAAGCGCCACCGCCAUCCCUUCCUUUCGGUGAACCAACGACUUGACUUUCUCUUUAGAUCGAGAAGACUUCUUUCGAGUUCAUGGAGCUUCGCGGAGAGCCGGGUUCGCUGGGAGUGGGUCGCCAUGGAGGAGACGGCGAGGCGAUGGUGGACGGCGGACGACACUGGUGGUGAGGGGUGAGAAGAAGAGUUAGGAGGGUGAAGGGCGGCGGGAGUGGAGGGUGAGUGGUGAGGGUGCAAGGUCGGCAAAGAGGUAGGGUUUGGGAUUUCUUUUAUUUUUACUUUUCUAUCAUUGAAACGAUGUUGUAUGGAUAUCGGUCGGUUAGUUCGGCUAAUCGGCUAACUUAGUUUUGGUUACUCGGUCAAACGAGACUAUCCUCACCACCACCGGCCGCAUCAAUUAACCGUCGGUUUUCAAUUAGCUAUUAAUUGGCGAUUAUCGGUUAAAACGGCCGGCUAACCGAGAGCUCUUUGGGAUUGGAUGGAGUUUGUUGGUUCCUUUGGGAUGGAAUUGGUAGUUUCCCUCUGAUUUUCUGCGAUUGGUUGCGUGGAGGUUCUCUCCUUGCUCUUGCUCGCGUUGGAUCUCAGGGGAUCUGGCUACAUCCAGUGACCUUUUCAGUUUCGAGAAGCUGUGCAGAGGGGUCUUGGUGACAUUAUUGCUCUGUCUGAUACAGACUACAGAGAAGCUUAGAAAGUUUUCAUUUCUCCCAGGCCGUCAGAGAGUUUGCAUUGGCUGGAGUUAUUGGUCUACUACCCGAGGUGACUAAUUUGCCCUUUUAGUUUUUGGAAUAAAUGCUGGAUUUUUCUCUACCACACAUCGGGAUCGAAAUCAUUUUCAAUCAUCCCAUUGCGCUUGAUAAAAAAAAAAUCAGGUUGCAGCCUCAGAGAGUGACAGUGAGGUUGGGAGAGAAGGUGAGAGUCAAGAGACGAGUUAAAAUCACAUUUUGUUUAGGUGGAAUAUGUCUCUUUGCAUUCCACCCCAAAAUUUGUUUUCCAAUUCUCUCUCAUAUGUCUCUCCAAUCUCAACGUGUAUCGCAUCCUCUCUCAACUUGCUUCUAAUCUUCCACUCUCAAGGCAGAUCGACUCUUUUAUCUUGCUGAUUUUUCUGUGUUUGAUUGUUGGGUUUGAUAUUGAUUGGGAAACAGAGUGAUCCGGAUAGCACUUUCGGAGUCAGCGCUUCCGGCUGUAAAUUCCUGCACCUUUGGUGGGUCAUUCUUCACUCCUGGAUGAGGACCAAGGGAGUGCGAGUUAUAGAGCCCGCGAUUUGUUGAUCUAUAGGUUCCCUCAAGCCUUUAUGUUACUGGUCAUGUUCUCUCUCUCUCUCUCUCUCUCUCUCUCUCUCUAUCGGUUUUAUUUUCUGAUCGUUCAUAUAUCGGUUCAGUUUCUCUUUUUCUUCCUCAUGAGUGCCUCUUUGAUAUUUUUGACAAAGUAUGACGACUGGUUUGUUUUAGGUUUAUUUUGCCCGUCUGCUAUAAUGAGACCCUAAAUUAUGCCUAUUGUUUGUUUUUUGUAGUUGUAUUCUGUAAGCCGAGGAAUGAGUUGGUCUUGGUGGGUGCUUGGAUUUGUUUUGUACCAUGCCUUUGAAUGUAAUAAUGUAUUUUUUAGUUGGCAAAAUACAUAUGUGUAGCCAAAACUUUAACGGUUUUGCCAAAUGUAGCCACUUUUGGCGAAAUACCAAAAAUAGCCAGAAUUUUGAAAGUUUGAUGACAAUAAUAGCCAAUUCCGUUA